This is a messenger RNA of Penicillium longicatenatum, 1575 nucleotides long. RefSeq names its product DNA-(apurinic or apyrimidinic site) lyase APN1. Bases 1 to 1575 code for a protein of 524 amino acids. The transcript has 4 exons. Gene Ontology annotation, cellular component: nucleus; mitochondrion. Gene Ontology annotation, molecular function: DNA binding; DNA-(apurinic or apyrimidinic site) endonuclease activity; phosphoric diester hydrolase activity. Lineage: Eukaryota; Fungi; Ascomycota; Eurotiomycetes; Eurotiales; Aspergillaceae. Gene Ontology annotation, biological process: base-excision repair. The record is from RefSeq and is a predicted model, not a curated record.
AUGUGUGAGUUCCACGACGACGAGCCUCAACCAGUCCCCGAUUCCAAGGGCCACAAGAGAAACCUCAGCAGCGGAACAGCGGAUGCCUCUCCAGUAAGACGUUCAAAGAGGCAAAGAUCAACAAUCAACCUCAAGGAACAGUCUUCUUCGGAUGAAUCCGAGGGAGGAGACGAUAAAAAGGUGACACCGGCAAAAACCAAGCAAACGAAAAAGACUAGGACCCCUUCGUCCACAAAGAAGAUUGAAAGUCCUGAGGCAAAAGCUGUCUCUGAUGUCAAGAGUGUUUGUAAAGAGCCAACUGAGGUCAAAGCCGAAGACGAAACUGUAGCCAGUACCCAGAAGGCCAAGUCCACUCCCGCAAAGAGAGGAAAGAAGACCAAAGAGCAGAAAGAGUCCGAAGCUAUGCCUCUUGCACCACGUACCCAGGGGUUGAAGAUGUUUGUUGGUGCGCAUGUCAGUGCCGCUAAAGGCGUCUUCAAUUCUAUUCAUAAUAGCGAACAUAUUGGAGGCAACGCAUUCGCGCUAUUUCUGAAAUCUCAACGCAAAUGGGACAACCCAGCUCUUUUAGACGAGCAUCGUGAUCAAUUCCGCAAGCUAUGCGAUGAGAAGGGCUAUGACGCAGCCAAGCACGUCCUCCCACAUGGGUCGUAUCUUGUGAACCUUGCACAGGGCGACAAGGCUAAAGCCAAGCAGGCCUACGAUUCCUUCCUAGAUGACCUUCGCCGAUGUGAAGCCCUCGGCAUUAAGCUUUACAACUUCCAUCCGGGAAGCACAAACCAAACACCACUUCCAGACGCCCUCUCUCGCUUAGCAAGCACUUUGACCAAAGCCAUCACCGAAACUUCAACUGUAAUUCCAGUUCUUGAAACAAUGUGCGGCCAUGGCAACACAAUUGGCGGCGCACUAUCCGAAUUCAAGGACCUCCUUGCCCUCAUCCCGAAAGAACACCACUCCCGAAUCGGCAUUUGCAUCGACACCUGUCACAGCUUUGCAGCCGGAUACGAUCUCGCCUCGCCCAAGGGCUUCAAGGCAUUCCUUGACGAGUUCGAAGAGCUAAUUGGCAUCCAAUAUCUGAAAGCGCUGCAUCUGAACGACUCCAAGGCACCGUUUGGUAGCAAGCGCGAUUUGCAUGCUAAUAUCGGAACCGGCUUCCUCGGUCUUCGGGCUUUCCACAAUGUGAUGAAUGAGCCACGGUUUGAGGGGCUGCCCAUGGUUUUGGAAACGCCCAUUGACCGAGUUGAGAAGGGGGAUCCUAAUGAGGGAAGUGAGAGUGAGUCUGGCACGAAGAAAAAGGGCAAGAAGGCUAAACGGCCUGCUGGUGCGUCGGCGCCAACCGUUCAAGAUCCUGGUGUUUGGGCUCGAGAAAUCAAGUUGCUUGAAUCGUUGAUUGGAAUGGAUCCAGAAGGGGAGGAAUUCAAAGCUCUUGAAGCGAAGCUUUCUGAGGAGGGGCGAGAAACACGGGAGAAGCAGCAGGAGCAACACGAUAGGAAAAUUGAGACAGAGAAGAAGAAAGAGGCGAAGGGGAAAGCGAAGGGGCAAAAGAGUUUGGUAGAUAUGAUGAAGGGUGGAAAAUAG